This is a messenger RNA of Ictalurus punctatus (channel catfish), 410 nucleotides long. It is a transcript of the gene atp5mf, whose product is annotated as ATP synthase membrane subunit f. NCBI's taxonomy places the organism in Eukaryota, Metazoa, Chordata, Actinopteri, Siluriformes, Ictaluridae. Gene Ontology annotation, molecular function: proton-transporting ATP synthase activity, rotational mechanism. The record is from RefSeq and is marked provisional. Gene Ontology annotation, biological process: proton motive force-driven mitochondrial ATP synthesis.
GAGCUUAAAGCAAGAUGGCGGACAGACCAGUGCCCAUUGCUGAGAAGAGGCUCAUGGAUGUGAAGCUCAGUCAGCUGCCAUCCUGGCUCGGUACGAGGGACUUCACUCCUAACGGCCUCAUCGGCUCUGUUCGCAGAGGCUAUGAAAGAUAUUACAACAAGUACAUUAACGUGAAGAAGGGAGGAUUUGGUGGUGUAGCCAUGAUCCUUGCUGGUUACGUUGUACUCAGUUAUGUUUGGGAAUACGAUCAUAUUAAGCAUGACCGCUGGAGGAAGUACCAUUGAAGCGUUUAGGACAUCAUGGACCACUGAGCCUCUUGGGCUGUCCCAACUAGUGUGAUCAGCACACCUUUCUUUCAUGGUUGUUGUGUAUAAGUUUAUUUGUGACCAAGAAAUAAAAACUAAAAUGAA